Messenger RNA from Seminavis robusta, 1086 nucleotides. The record is from the annotation of a GenBank genome assembly. Lineage: Eukaryota; Bacillariophyta; Bacillariophyceae; Naviculales; Naviculaceae.
AUGUUCUACUCUCAAUGGCUUCUUGGGUUGGCGGUGAUUGCUGCAACCUUUGCUCCUUCCUUGGGCAUGGAUCAUGAUGCACAGGAACUGAUUGAUUACUGGACCUUGGCAAUGGAUAACUCUUCCGAACCUAUUGAAUUACUUCCAGAGCCCACUAGCAAUUUGAGGGGUCGUUCCCUUCAGACUGUACCUGUACCGAUUGGGAUUGAUGACUGGCCACCUCUCGGAUUUGCCCCUGGUAAAGUUAGUAAGGCUUCCGGUAGGCUUUGGAUGAACGAUGGUGCCGGGACGAAGAGUUUUUGUACGGGCACUGCCAUCCUGUGUGGCAAACCUGGACGAUCCCUGAUUUUGACUGCUGCCCAUUGUCUCCACAGCAGUGGUGAAGUCUGGUUCAUGCCAGGGUCGGAUGAUGGAGGGACUGACAAAACCGUGGUUGGACCUGACCCAAAUGCCCGCCCUACCUGCUCUGAUGACCCAUAUGGAUGCUGGAAGCCAAAUGCUGCGUACAUCGACAGCCGCUUUUUUUCUGCCACAGGUCGUGCCAAACAAAAUUAUGACUAUGCAAUCCUUGUGGUUGAAGAUGUUGGACGCCACGAGGAAGGACGUGAGAACAGUGAUCCUGAUCUUGACAACGCUGUUCCUGCAAUGGAGGUUGAUUUUACCAACGAAAUACGUCCUACCUACUGGGUGGGGAACCCAGGGGUGAACGACCCCCACCAAAAGUAUUGCGCGGGUAGCACGAGUUUUCUUGCUGGUCUCAGUCAAUAUGGGGUCGUCCCUUGCGAUCUGACCCAGGGUGCGUCCGGUGGACCUGCAAUAGCUGAUGGUAACAGCAAGAUUUACUCCGUUAUCUCCAAGGGAACAACUCUCGGACCAACACAUGGCGACCUUGAAGGCCAAACAUUGUUGCGCGGCCCUAAGCUCGCCCGCAACUCACUGUCGUGCCUCGCCUAUGAAGCCAAUAAACAAGAUCUACCUGAUUCAUAUACAUUGAGGACAGUUGACUACGAAAAUGACCAUGAUGGAAAACCUUGCCUGUCACGAGAAUACACUUGGGGUUCAUGGGGAGAUCCGGUACAGCUAUAG